Messenger RNA from Cylicostephanus goldi, 467 nucleotides. Lineage: Eukaryota; Metazoa; Nematoda; Chromadorea; Rhabditida; Strongylidae. The record is from the annotation of a GenBank genome assembly.
AUGCUGGAAAUUGCAAAGUUUUUGAGCAACAGUAAAGGAAACACAAUUUAUCUAGGAUUUGGAGACAUUGCGUCCUACGGUCAUCCGACUCAGGAAUACACAGCUAUAGAUCGAAUGGCCCAUGAGGGUACAAGAUUCACACAAGCAUACUCUGCAGAUAGUAUGUGCAGCCCGAGCAGAGCCGGAUUCAUGACUGGUCGGUUACCAAUUCGACUCGGGGUCACUGGUGGACGACGAGUAUUUAUGCCUUAUGACAUAGGAGGCCUACCAAAACACGAAACAACCAUGGCUGAGAUGCUCAAGGAAGCAGGUAGAGACCGGUUUUACACGUUACUUUGGCUUAAUCAUGCAGGACGUAGAAGGUUGAAACAUGUCUUGCACCAGAUAUCUCAAAUUUGUUCAAAAAUGCGUGGGCGACAGCUUCACAUCUUUGAAAUAUUUUUUCUGUUCAUGCAACAUAAUUAAUG